This is a messenger RNA of Centruroides sculpturatus (bark scorpion), 1277 nucleotides long. RefSeq names its product V-type proton ATPase 16 kDa proteolipid subunit. The transcript is spliced from 4 exons. Bases 256 to 717 code for a protein of 153 amino acids. The record is from RefSeq and is a predicted model, not a curated record. Lineage: Eukaryota; Metazoa; Arthropoda; Arachnida; Scorpiones; Buthidae. Gene Ontology annotation, cellular component: proton-transporting V-type ATPase, V0 domain. Gene Ontology annotation, biological process: proton transmembrane transport. Gene Ontology annotation, molecular function: proton-transporting ATPase activity, rotational mechanism.
CAAAAUUGAAAACAAAUUUAAAUUUGUUAUAGUCACGUGUAUUUAAAGUUUCAGUAUGUAUAUUAGAAGAUAUUACGGCCCGGUGGAAGUUUGUAAUUGUAACGGAAAUUUUCAUGACUAGGAGGUGACUGAGUAAAUAGAGAUAAGUUCCACGUGAUCUAAAAUUGAUAUCGGGCUCGUGAUUUCAUCCUUCGUUCCAUUUUGCCUUGGUUUUACGAAACGCCUCAUUUCUAAAGAACCACUUUUAAUUUCAAGAUGACUGACGAUUCACCAAUUUACAGCUCAUUUUUUGGCGUUAUGGGAUCCACAUCAGCUAUGGUAUUUAGUGCUCUGGGAGCAGCAUAUGGGACAGCAAAGUCAGGAACUGGAAUUUCUGCUAUGGCUAUUAUGAGACCAGAACUUAUUAUGAAAUCAAUCAUUCCAGUAGUUAUGGCUGGUAUCAUUGCUAUUUAUGGUUUAGUUGUUGCAGUUCUAAUUGCUAACAACUUAGCUCCAGAGUUAUCAUUGUAUAAAUCAUUUCUUCAGUUUGGUGCUGGACUCAGUGUGGGACUAAGUGGACUUGCAGCUGGAUUUGCUAUUGGAAUUGUUGGUGAUGCUGGAGUCAGAGGAACUGCACAACAGCCACGUCUCUUUGUAGGGAUGAUUCUUAUAUUGAUUUUUGCUGAAGUAUUGGGUCUUUAUGGUUUGAUUGUUGCCCUAAUUUUAACCACACAUUGAUUUUGUUUGACAAUAUAUCAAAAUUCAUUAACUCCUGUGUUUUCAGCCAUUGCUCAGUUUUGUUAAAAUGAGAUGUCAUUUUACAGUUAAGGAGAUGAUCAAGUCAUAAGCAAAAGUUUAUUGUCCAAGGGGUUUCAUUUCAUAAAUUAUGCAAUGUGUAUAAAUUGAAGAUUUAAACAUUAUAAUUAAGAUGAUUUUUUUUAUAUAAUUUUUGAAAUUAUUACAAAAAUGUUUUCUUUUUCUUAUACUAUUUCCAUAAAAUUUAUAUAUUAUUGCAGGAUAUCUUAUUUAACUGACAAAAGAAAAAAAUAACUAUUUACUUGAGAUAUUUAUAAAUAUAUAUAGUUAUACAAUAUUUGCAAGCCAAUUAUUGCUACUUGUGUAAAAAUUCAAUAUUUUAUUAAAUAGGCAAUUUUAUAACACAAUACAAAUGAAGUUAAAAUAUAUUUUUGAUAAAAAAGAUUGUUUUGUAUAAUAAUAAUUUUAUACUCACUAAAUGUAUUUAAAAGUAUAAAAAUACAAAUGAAGUGUAUUAAAGCAAUUUAUCAUGAAGUCUAAAA